Molecule: messenger RNA, 393 nt
Organism: Fraxinus pennsylvanica
Lineage: Eukaryota; Viridiplantae; Streptophyta; Magnoliopsida; Lamiales; Oleaceae
Source: the annotation of a GenBank genome assembly
AUGUCUUCUCUUUUGUUUCUUCUGAUUGUUGUGCUAGGAGAUCACUUGUGGGUUGUGGCUAAUACCAUUUCCUUCAGUGGAUGCGAUGAUGAUCAGACCUCAGCUGAUACAUCUGCUUUAUCAAAAAUCACUUCAACAGGUGCCAUGACCUUUUGUUUUAUUCAAGCAAUUGAGCGAGGGCAUGGGACUACGUAUGGUAGCAUAUUGAGUGCUAUGCGUACUGCAAUUCGAGAUGCCGGAGGCUCAGGGCCGGACCUCGGAGGUGGUGGUGUUACAUCUCUUCUCACGAUGCUUGUCUCAGGAGGCAGUCUCAGUUCUGGUGGGUUUAGACAGGAGCCGCAGCUGACUGCCUGCGAACCAUUUGACGUGUAUGCAAAGCCAUUUUCCUUGUGA